Cloeon dipterum is the source of this 982-nucleotide messenger RNA. RefSeq names its product coiled-coil domain-containing protein 25. The transcript is spliced from 7 exons. Lineage: Eukaryota; Metazoa; Arthropoda; Insecta; Ephemeroptera; Baetidae. The record is from RefSeq and is a predicted model, not a curated record. Bases 265 to 891 code for a protein of 208 amino acids.
AGGAUGAUAGAAAUUUGGGAAUUUUAAAAUUGUGCGGUAUUUCUACAAAAAAAGUUUCAAUACUCAAUUUUGUUGCGACUUGAGUCACUCUUAAGAAACAUAAAGGAUGGUCCUGGCUGUUUUUGUUGUUCAAUGCAUGUUCUUCGGAUCAAUUUGACGAUGCACAAUUAAUUUUUUUGAACAUAAAGCUACGAACAGACCUAAAAUUCAGGCGAAACACAGAAGUCUGUGAAACCGCUGGUAUAGGUUAACUAGACUUCUACUAUGGUAUUCUACUUCACAAGCAAUGUCGUUUCACCCCCUGUUAUCCUAUUCAUGGGGCUGGAUAAAUACGAGAAUGAAGAUUUGAUUAAAUGGGGUUGGCCAGAAGAUGUUUGGUUCCACGUCGAUAAGGUUUCAUCUGCUCACGUGUAUUUGAGGCUCAACCCUGGUCAAACUCUGGACGAUGUCGCAGCAGCAGUGAUUGAGGAUGCAGCUCAACUGGUUAAGGCCAACAGCAUUAGUGGAAAUAAAAUGAAUGACGUUGACGUCGUCUAUACUAUGUGGGCGAAUCUGAAGAAGACCGAAAGUAUGGAGGUCGGCCAAGUUGGAUUCCACAAGGAAAAGGAGGUCCGCAAAGUCAGAGUCGUCAGGCGGAAUCCUGAAACAAUCAAUAGAUUGAACAAGACCAAGGAGGAAAAGCAAGUAGACUUCAGAGCUGAAAAAGAGAAAAGAGACCGUCUGGAAAGGGAAGACCGGAAGAAACAGUUAAGGGAACAGAAAGAGAAGGAAAGGGUUGAUCAAAAGCGCAAGCAGGAAGAGGCUGAAAUGAGAAGCUACAGUUCACUAAUGAAAAGUGAAAACAUGACUUCAAACUAUGAUGAUGGCAAUGACUCGGACGACUUCAUGUGAAUGAUGGUAAAGUGGGUCUCCUCUCUCAAGGCUCACUUUUUCUGUAUUUGGCACCUUUACUUUAAAGAAUACAAAAUAUUUGAAGUCCGCA